AUGCGAUCAGAUGCAAUCAUCACAAGAGACAAUGUGUUCUACAGCACCGCCCAACACCUAACGGAAAUCCUUGCCCCACUCGGAAAAACAGCGGACUCCUUCAUCUCUGACUCCACGGAUUUCUGUACCAAACUCCUGAAAAUAACCGAAGCAGACCAGAUCCUGAGUUACGAUGUUGUGGACCUCUUCACAAGUGUCCCCAUAGAUGAAACUCUCCAAAUCCUCCGCCGACGCAUCUCUGAAUUAGAAACCCCCCUUGACACCAACCUCACCGCUGACUCCAUCAUUGCCCUGACCUCUGCCUGCAUCACCUCCACUUACUUCACCUGGGGAGACGACUACUAUGAACAAAUCUCCGGCCUGCCCAUGGGCUCCCCUCUGUCCCCAGUACUCACAGAACACUACAUGACCUCCUUCGAACAGCAAGCACUUAGCACCUCAACCAACAAACCAACCUGCUGGUACAGGAAGGUCGAUGACACGCUUGUCAUUCUUUGUCAAGACCAAGAUCCAGCAGCCCUCCUGCAACACCUCAACCAACAGCACCCCUGGGUCCAGUUCACCGUAGAAACAGAAUCCAAUGGUCAACUUCCCUUUCUAGAUGUCCUCGAUCAAGUGCUGCUCCGGCGUCUGGUUGCUAAGGGCAACUUACUGGGUAUCCAUUGGCUUGGUCUGCCUGACAGUCCCGGCACCACAUAA
This is a messenger RNA of Haliotis rubra (blacklip abalone), 699 nucleotides long. RefSeq lists its product as uncharacterized. Lineage: Eukaryota; Metazoa; Mollusca; Gastropoda; Lepetellida; Haliotidae. The coding region runs from base 1 to 699 and encodes 232 amino acids. The record is from RefSeq and is a predicted model, not a curated record. The transcript is spliced from 3 exons.